GAAGGAGAACACGAGGCACCAAGGCAGGUCUAGAUUUCCCAAGCAAAGUAUACCGAAGUAACUAAGAAGUCUUUUCCAUUACUCUCAAGCAACAUGAAUUGGUUACAGAUGAAUGAAGAUCUGAGCUUCAGAAAACUAAUAAAUGGUUCAGAGUGUCCAGAAAAUCUCAAGUAUGACUUUAACAAAAAUGGUGAGCUUAGGCACAUAGAUACCAAUGAACCUUUUAUUUUUAAUUACCAGAAGUCAUAUGAUGGUAAUCACAAACGUUACCAAAUUCUUGGACACUUAAUUACUCGGUAUGUUUAUGAGCUCCUGGAAAAGGCUUGCAAACUGCAAAAGAUUUACAUCCCAGCAGAUGCACCAGAUAAUCAACUUCAUAGUUUCUUUUUUAUGAGUGAGAAUGCAUUAACAAAUUACUCAACUUUAGUUGUCCUUCUUCAAGACCAGGGGACCUUUCGUGCAGGUCAAUGGGGGCAGAAGACCAUAAUUCAUGAAGGCCUCCAACAUGGAUCUCAAGUACCAUUCAUUAUAAUGGCUCUGCAGUGCUCUUGGGGGGUGAUUAUUUUAAAUCCUAAUGACAAUUCCAUUGAUCUGAAGACAAAACCAGAAUAUUUAAACCUCUCAAAGAAAGAAGACUCCACUUGUCCUCCGCAGUUAUCCUGGGCAAUCCCAAAAAGAGACAGCAGUAGUCCUGAAAAGCAUACACUCUAUGUUUGGGACCACUUCAUUUCAAAGUCUACAGCUAGAAAUGUGGCUUUCAUUGCCCAUGGCUAUGGAGGAUUGGUUUUUGUCAACUUGCUCAUGCAGAGAACUUUGGAAGUGAUGAAGAAAGUGUAUGCUGUUGCACUUAUUGACUCCACACACCACACAAUGCACCAGACAAAAGGCAAUUCAGAGGUGCAGGCAUGGAUAUGGAAGCACUGUCGAGAAUGGGUAUCAAAUUGUAAACCUUUAGACAAGUCAAUAGGCUGUCUUGUGAAAGUGGAUUGCCCUACUGUCUCUACAGGUACUGAAAAAUACAGCCUGGCCCCUUCCUCUAGUCUACAGUCAAUUUUCAGAUAUCUUAAGAAUUCACUGAAAACUGGCAUGAAAGAAUGUUUCAUUCGUUCACCUAUUGCAACAAGGAGCAAAAAAAGAAGUUGAGUAUAUGUGAAAUUGAUAUGUUUUCUUCUGCCAAAAAAAUUGUAUAUACUUUAGAUGCCUACACUCCGGCAUGAGACAUAUUUUAUAUAGAUUGGUGGGGG
Molecule: messenger RNA, 1244 nt
Organism: Elgaria multicarinata webbii
Lineage: Eukaryota; Metazoa; Chordata; Lepidosauria; Squamata; Anguidae
Product: putative protein ARB2BP
Exons: 3
Coding region: 94-1143 (349 amino acids)
Biological process (GO): regulatory ncRNA-mediated heterochromatin formation
Cellular component (GO): nucleus
Molecular function (GO): siRNA binding
Source: RefSeq, a predicted model, not a curated record